Messenger RNA from Bradysia coprophila, 1756 nucleotides. It is a transcript of the gene Pka-C3, whose product is annotated as Protein kinase, cAMP-dependent, catalytic subunit 3. The record is from RefSeq and is a predicted model, not a curated record. Gene Ontology annotation, cellular component: cAMP-dependent protein kinase complex; cytosol. NCBI's taxonomy places the organism in Eukaryota, Metazoa, Arthropoda, Insecta, Diptera, Sciaridae. Gene Ontology annotation, biological process: protein phosphorylation. Gene Ontology annotation, molecular function: ATP binding; cAMP-dependent protein kinase activity.
AUAGACCGUGAUUUUCACCACAUUGAGCAAGUCACACCCAUUCCGAAAGAAGAAUUCCUCAAAAUGCUGAAAAUUUGUUUGGAGCAAGCGAAUUACUUUGUAUUCGCAGGCAAAUUCUACCGCCAAAAAUUGGGUAUGUUUAUGGGCUCCGCUUUGGCCCCAAUAUUGGUCGAACGAGUCAUUGAAGACAUUGUGGAAAAGGCGAUCAUCGACACAAACCUAGAUCCAGAUUUUUGGAACACAUACGUUGAUGAUCAUAUUACAUCAAUCCCACCUGAAAUGGCCGAUAAAGUACUCAAUAAACUUAACUCCUACAACCCCAAUGUUCAAUUCACAAUGGAAAAGCAAGACGAUGACGGCUCCAUUGUGUUCCUGGACACAACAGUGCACAACGAUGGAAACACACUCAAAACGAAAUGGUUCCACAAACCGAUCGCAUCCAAUCGACUGCUGAACUAUUAUUCUAAACAUCCAAAGAAUAUGGUCAUCAACACAGCAAAAUCGUUCAUCCGGCGAGUGUUCACGUUGAGCCACUCAUCGUUCCACCAGGAAAACCGAUUGACCAUCAAAGCGAUAAUGGACAAGAACAAUUUUCCGGCUAAACUGACUGAACGACUAAUCCACCAAGUGAACCAGAUGAUGUCCAGCCAAACAUCGAAAGGUAAUAUAAGUUACCCGCUCAUUAGCAGGAUGGAAAUUGCUGGCACGUCGUUAUCAGCCGAUGUAUCGGAAAUUAACUCACCACCACCGAAUGCAAACUCGACCAGAAUAGACACAACAAUAACACCAGCUGUUCAAACACAGCCAAAGAAAAAUCGGUUUGCAGGAAUGGCUUACAUUCCCGGAUUAACUGAAGCAGUUGCAAAGCAAGUCGGAAAAUAUGCACCGGAUCUGAAAAUAGCCCCAAGACCUACAAAUAAGGUGGCCAGCAUUUUCUCCAAUAUGAAACACAAACUCAGACCAGGUCAAUGUUCGAAUGUGGUGUAUAACAUUCCUUGUCGGAACUGCCCCAGAAGCUACGUAGGAUGCACGUGUCGCCGGCUCGAUGACAGGGAUGUAGAACAUAAGAAAGACGUGGAAAACAUGGCCAAGAACAACAAAAAAACUGCACUGGUCUACCAUGUGUCCACCAAGAAACAUCAAUUUGAUUUUGCGAACAAAGAAAUUCUGAAAAAAGUCCGGUCAAAACGAACGAUCAAAAUACAUGAAGCGAACAAAAUCAUUCUUAAAGGAAAUUCAGCUGUGAACUUCAGAAAAGAUGCAGCUCAUGUAUCGCCAAUGUUCUACAAUCUGAUCGUGAAUAGUGGAAAACGCCGCCAUGUGAACCCCCCUCGAAGACGGAAUGAUGAAAUGAAUCUGCAACAGAUGUUUGAGUGACAGGUGAAAUUGUCAAGUGACAAACAUAAACAAACGAGACUGUAAGCAAGUGAUAAGGAAAAACCAAGAAAUUGAUUAAGUUUGUUUACAACCUAGUAGUAAGCCCUUGAAGAUGACUGGUCACACAGUCGAAAGCUAGGCUAAAAUUUGGUCACAUCAACUUUUGGAGUUUUAAUUUUGUCGAAUCCAGGCGAUACAACGCAAUAUCCAACACAAAAAAAAUCAUUGAAAGUAAUAUUAAUAAACACUCAUUAAAUGUUCUUUCUUUUGCCACGUUUAUUACGUUGUUUUCGUUUUGCUAUAGUGGUCAGACAUAUCAUCGUACACAGACUCUUCAUUUUAUUUUAUUAUAUGUACGGACUCGUUUCCUUUUACUUUC